Xyrauchen texanus (razorback sucker) is the source of this 2881-nucleotide messenger RNA. RefSeq names its product protein asteroid homolog 1-like. The transcript has 5 exons. NCBI's taxonomy places the organism in Eukaryota, Metazoa, Chordata, Actinopteri, Cypriniformes, Catostomidae. The record is from RefSeq and is a predicted model, not a curated record. Bases 85 to 2163 code for a protein of 692 amino acids.
AAAAUCCACAUCGUGUGAGCUACGCAAAUACUUGCAGCUCAAAGGCGCCUCGCAUUACAAAGAUUUCGACAAUCACUACUCAUCAUGGGAGUCCAAGGACUGAUGAGCUACAUUGAUAGCAACAGAACAUUUUUAAAGUACUGUAAUUUCAGAGAUAGUCCACUAAUAAUAGAUGGAUCCAACCUUUUCUACAACUUGUACUUUAGCUGUAAAUUGGAUCAGAUGCAUGGAGGAGAUUAUGAAGCCUUUGAAGAGAUGAUCAAACAAUUUUUUGAGAACCUCGCAGCCUGUGACAUUCACCCUUUUGUUGUACUUGAUGGUGGGGCCGAUCACACAGACAAAAAAUUUGACACUCUCAGGGAACAAGGUCAGCAAAAAAUAAAAGAAGCCCAUGCCCUGUCUAUGGGAUCGAGAGCAACAGUCCUCCCUUUUCUCAUUAAACAAGUAUUCAGACAGGUCCUUCAUAAUCUUAAAGUACCUCUUGUCCAGUGUAUUCAAGAGGCAGAUUGGGAAAUCGCUGCUUUGGCAAGUCAGUGGAAAUGUCCAAUUCUGUCCAAUGACAGUGAUUUCUUUAUAUUCAACAUCACAAAGGGAAUCUUGCCAAUCAAAUAUUUUCAGUGGAGUAACGUAAGAGUGGACAGAAAGACAAACAAAAAAUUUAUCCUAACCAAACAUUUUGCGGUGGAAAGAUUAUGUGCAUCUUUCAACUAUAUGAACAAGGAUCUUCUCCCAGUCUUCGCCUCCAUCUUAGGCAAUGAUUAUGUGAAGCUGCAAAAUAUCAGUCAUCUUCGUUGGGAGCAGCACUCAGUACAUGGUGGGGCUUUUGCCCAUAUUGAUGGCUUGCUUUGCUGGUUAUCCCAGUUUGCUGGGCCAGAAGAGGCCAUAAUUGAUUUUCUGAAGAAAAUUACAGACAAAAAAGAAAAGGAAAUUGUUGGUAAAGCACUGUUUGAGGGUAUCAAGGAGUAUAAGCUCAUCACUGGUUCUCUUAGCCUGUUCUUCACCUCGAAGACAGUUCCCCAAACAUCAGGUCCACUGCGAGCCCUACCCAGGUGGAUCCUGCCACCCCUCCUUGAAGGAAAAAUGAGCUCCUGCAUUAUUGAUGUUCUGGUACUGCAAAGGGUCACCCUAAGAUCCCAGGUUGAAGAUUUUGAGCUCCCCAGUAGCAAUGAAAUUUCUCGUCCUAUACGACAAGUGCUUUAUGGUUUACUCUUGUUGGGAGAACAGCAAACAGAAGACAAACACGUGGCAGCUGCUAAAGCAUCUACAGGCAUAGGCAAGUGCUAUGUAGAUGAGUAUGACAGAGAAGAAUUAACACAAACCUGUUCAAAAGUUGAAGCCAUAGAAACAAGGGUAAAGGAAGGACUUCGACUGGAAACAUUAUGGAAGGAACCACACAGUGUGCGGCUUCAGAUUUUUUUGGACACUUUGGGUGUGCCAACCGGUGUCUUAAAAGCAAUCCCCCAAGAUCUACAGCUACAAGUGUUUGUCACAUGCUACUGGAUAAUAAACGCACAACCUCAGCCAAGCCAAGUGCAUCUCUGGAGCCUGCUAUUGAGCAUGGUCUAUGGAAAGCUCUGCAGUGCUCCUACCACACAAAGAGACACACUGUUGAGGCUAAAAAAACUGAAAAUUCGUCGGGGAAGGAUCCGUUUGGACCACGAAGCGGCACAUCUAUACAGCCAGUGGCAGUCCUGCCUAAAAUGGAGUCUCAAUCUCAAUCAUUUGCUAUGCCGUCCACUACAAGAACCAGAGUGUGCACGGUUGUACUGUGGAACACUGGUGCACGCGGCUGUUCGAGAGCUCAGGAGAGGCAUCACUCCAGAGAGUCUGCUUGUGAGCAGCUCAUACGCUGAGCAGCUGUUCAGAAAGUUGAAGGAUGCAGUGCUGAGCUUGGUGGGUGAAGACGUCAAAUUGCCAAUAAGUAAUGGAGCUGCCCAUCCCUGUUGCACUCAGAAUCAGUCUGAAGACGAAAUGAGCAGCUUAUUUGAACAUCUGAUAAAUGAAGAUAUUGAGGAUGAUGAUGAUGAUCUCAAAGGAAAAGGGAAGAGUAAGGGCAAAACAGAGAUGCUUGAAUGUUCUUACACACUCCGUACCAGAUACAAGGCCAAAGCACGCAAUGGUACUCAUCGCUCUAAGAAAUAUGAGAGGAGAUGCUUUGAGUAGACAACUUGGAUACUUCAGGUUUCCCAAAAGGAUUACAACCUUGUAGGAUCAAUCUGGAAAGAUGGGAUUUUGACUCAUUCCCUAGUUCGUACAACAGACAAAAUCACAUUUACAGUAAUGCACUUAUGUAAAUGUGUUAGCAUGAGACUUGUGAGGAAAUGCCUACCAACCAUGUCUAUGCAAAGCUAUGUACAAUCUUUACAUUUUUUUGAUGUGCUUAAGAAUACCAGAAAAGGACAUGUAACUUUCUACAAAGUACUGUAAAACAGGAAUUACACAGGAAUAAUUUUGAUAAUGCAUAACUACAGUAGAUGUUCAUCCACCUCGAAGAGUACUCCCACCAGGAGUAGACUUGGACACUAAACUGCCCAAAUAACACAUUUAUACAGGACAAUUGAUCCUAGUGCUUAACAAAUGUGUCACAUUUCUGCUUUUAAACUCUCCGGAAUGACUUGCCCUAAAGACGUCCACUGUAAGAGUAUUACUGAAAACAUAAUUUCUGUGUUUUUAUGAACUGGAGGAGGAGUUGCACUGCCUCUGGUUUCCUCAUUUUGAGAAGUUUAUGCAGUACAAUGAACUUAAAUGUAAUAUAAUGUGGUUUACAGGGAAGGUACAUGUUUGCCAACUCCAAGUAACUUUGUUUAUGCCCAUAAAACUAUCUCUAAGAUUUGAAUGUUCUUGAUGUUAUGCUGCUUUCAGUGAAUUUUAAAUGAACACA